AUGCAGCACCCUGAUCCUAAUAUCCCCAGUCAACGGUUCAUCCGUCUCAUCCUCAAGGCGUUGCUCAUCAUCUUCAGCAUUGGCAGUUUCGUCACUUUCAUCCUCGCUGCCAUCACUGCCGGUGGAGACUGGCCUCAGAUGCAAGAGUCUGCUCUGCCGGAUACAUCAUCGCGUUUUGUUGCCGUCCCCCGGGAAGGUCGAGGCCUCGUCCGUCGCGACGACGACGAUGACUACCGAAGGAUGCCUUUUGACCGGACCAACGCACGCUUCCCAAAUGACCGUGACAUCCAAAGCAUCGUUCAGCUUUUCCGGCUCGACCCCAACGAUCCUGCAUGGCUACCCUUCUUCUUUCUCUCGACUAUUGCCUUCAUCUCCUGGAUUGCCACCGCUAUUCUGCUCUUCUUCGUCUUUGCCCGAGGCAGAAGUUUCGGCAGCCGCCUCCCCCGGUACGUUUUCCGGGUCAUCGCCCUAAUUGUCCUCGCCUUUGCUCCUAUCUUCGUCUUCGGCUGGUACCGCAACGAUGGAGCCUUCUCGCUUGUCUGCAAGAGCAACUACGCAAUCGGCCAGGCAGCACUUGUCCUCGCUCACCUCACUCUCUUCAUUGGAAUCUUCCUGACUUUCCUUGGGGCUAUUCUGGAUCUCCCAACUGAUUUCGGCAUGGACUCUCGCCGAACCAGCGCUACAAGUGGUGCCUGA
Fusarium falciforme is the source of this 696-nucleotide messenger RNA. RefSeq lists its product as hypothetical. The coding region runs from base 1 to 696 and encodes 231 amino acids. The transcript has 2 exons. NCBI's taxonomy places the organism in Eukaryota, Fungi, Ascomycota, Sordariomycetes, Hypocreales, Nectriaceae. The record is from RefSeq and is a predicted model, not a curated record.